UAGAUGCUGAAGUUUUAGCGAUAGGGAGUGCCAACACCAAGUAAAGUGUUGGCGUAGUUGCUUCGCUAGCAUCAUUAUGGGACUUGUCAGCAAUCGUAGACUCUGCGUUGUGCUUUCGUUGCAGUUCUUUUUGCUGCUGGAGGUGAUAUCGAACCCUAAGGGUCAGGCGCCUUCGCUGAGUCGGCAGGUUCCGCGUAUUUCCGAGAGCGAUGGGGGUAGAAAGGUGACGAAGUAUGAUGAAUCAGAAUUACCUCCAACAACUUCUCAGAACAGCCUCCAUGUUGAUCGAACCUCUUCGGCACGUCAUGAUCUCGAUCAUCAAAAAGUGAAGAGAAGAUGGGCCAAGGAACGGUUACAGGGGGGGUCAAACACUACACAUGAAGAUGGUCCUGCGAGCACAGGAGACUCGACGACGAGUGAGAACACGGGAGCACGCCUAGAGGACAAGCUCAAUAAGGAUGUUGACCAAGAACACCAGCAGGUCCUCCUGCAACUGCGGAUGUCAUAUCGCGAAGAGCCUGCAAUCCCCUUGAACCUAGAGAAAAGGACACCGUGCGGAAGCAUUGUCACAACUGCUAGUUCGAAGAAAGACGGUUCGAUAGUAGAAGGCGAAGACGACGAAGUUCAGAACCCUUUGAUUUCCGCUACACCUGGAGCUGAAGCAAAAGGAGAGCAUCCGAAUCCUACAGCGCGUUGGAUAUUGGAUCACGGAGUUUGCCCUCACAAUUACGAGGAUUUGUUCCGUCGAGCUAGAUUGCUGCACCAGGAGCGACUUGCGCUUGCUGAGUUGAGGCGAGAGAGUAUUGCAGAAGCAUUUCCAGCAACUGCACGGGCUGACGUCAAUGAUGAGAAGAACAUUUCUCCUGAGAUGAAAAGAACAAACGCAAGUGAAUAUGGAAUCACAUCCAACCGCAACAAGUGUUGCAAGGCGAGAAGGCCGAAUGGUAAUGACACUUCUACUUCACCUGGGGAUGGGAAAACGGGCACCGAAGAUGUUGAGUGUUUACUUAGGGAUACCGACGAGGAACCUGAAGCUACAAAUAGUAUCUAUACCGAAGACGAGUCAGUACCCUGGGAUCCGGAGAUUACCAUAGCCCCGCCUCCAGAACACGUGCAGGUGAAGACUUGCUGGAACCGGACGGGAGUCGAACCUGGCAAAUUCACCUUCGAAAAAUGCUGUUCAUCUUCAUCGUUCGGCCUUGCAAAUGAAAGUAGAGCUAUAGGAAAGCAAGACAGUCUCAAAAACAAUCAUGGUGACGAGGAAAAUCCUCAGAAAGACACGACAUCCGCUGGUGCGUCUUGUUGGAACGGGCGGCAGUAUACACACGCAACGUGUUGUUUGAAUGAAACGCUAACCUAUCGCGGACGUUACGUGCCGAAUACAUCAAAACAAUGGCGCUUAGUCGUCACAGAUCCGCACCUCGGAUCCUGGCACGUGAAACUAUGUUUGACACGAGAAUCACUUAUGACAAGAAUUCUUCCUUUGUUUCCUAGCUAUCAUUUCGUAAGCGUACUUCACAUGACUAUCCACAUAUCGCUUUUCUUUUUGUUUUUCUUCAUAUUGGUAGAAAUAACAGUCUUGUUCUUCUUGUACUUGUUGUCCUUUGAGUUGUCGCGAAGCAAAUGCCCUUCGUUAACAUGAACAUCAACAUCUUUGAUAGGUUAGCGCUAUUGCUAUGGCAGCAGGCAGGCGUAAAGUAUUUUUACCGGUGAUCGUGAUUGAAAUGAAAAUUUAAUAUGACAACCCUCAUUUUUCUCGUAAGCAUGAAAUCUUUACACAUUUUCUGUUUCUCAAAUUCAUGAUUCAGCUAAUUCAUGUUUUGUACAAAGCCCUCUUCAUCUGCUGAAAUCGAGUUUUACAGUAAUCCGCAGUGCAGUAUCCGAGCGAUGCGAUCGGUCUCGAUUGACGGCGGCUAUCGCAAACUUCAUUUUGCGUCCAACGCCUUCGACGCCUUCAGCUUUGGGUUCUACUUCUCCAAGCCUGAGCCAAUGCCAGAGCCACCGAAAGCCACAGAAUCUGCAAUUGCAACCGGUACUCCUCCACCAUAGUGGCACUUCGCAUGCAAAGUGAAUAGAGGCAGACACUUUUAUCUUCCGCACGGUUGGUUAGUUGAUUUUAUUUUGAUCGAUCGACUGAGACGCGGAGUUCAAGAUUAUGUAAUCAUAACAGUCUCAAUUUCAUCGUCCCCAUUUUUGGGAUUUAGUACAUCAAUGGCUGUAACUGUAUUCAGUAUCCAUGCGUUAGUAAUAUGACAUUCUCUGGGUAUGAAAUAUCAUCAUUUCCAAUUUAUCCAUCAGGAGACGCGCAAAGUGUUACAGCGGGUCUGCACUGGCUGGGAUCCAAGUUAGUGUUCGCGGAGCAAGUUUUCUGCAUUCGCAUACGUCAUGAGAAUAUGCCUUUCGUCGGCCCGGUGCGAGCAGAAAUGCUAGUUUUAUGAAUAGUUUCUUAUUCGAGAGAGUAUCAAAAUUUUGGUCUUCUUCGGUCUAUAUCAUUAUUCUUCUAUUCUGGGCGACUUUCCCCACAGUGGCAUCUGUGGGUGUCAAGUGGGCAAGGCCUUUGGUCGCGCCGUUCAGUUCGCCGUAAGGUGCCGCCGCGCUGACCAGGAUGAACGAGUGAGUGGGCGAUGGUGUUGGUGUACUAGCGUUAUAUCCUUACCUAACCUAACCUAACCUAUCCCUACCCUCACUUAACCAGUGGCUGAAGUCGGGCUAGGUUCUCACUACAUUUUCGAACAGAAUACCAAAAAGACCGUAUUAACCAUGCAUUGCAUUAAUUUCAGCACUUUAAGCAUUCUAAUCGUCGGAGAAUCCUCGUGGGUAGCCGUGCGUGAGUUUCAGCGUGUUCCUGGUGGCCGUUCGGUCAUCCUGCGACUCUUUGGGCCGCCUUCCUUCUCAGACAGCGCGGAGACCAUUUCUUAUGGGCAAAAUCUUGACUGUUUAUCAUUACCAUUCCCACGAAAUUGUUGUUUGCGGAGCUUGAUUAUGGUCACGUUGUCGGUCAUACUUCAGGAGCCAUAUCAUUUUGCCGAGGGAGACUAUAGUAUGGUCUUCCAUCUUCUAAAAUACAGACGCGUGGGAGGAAAGCGUGGACCAUGAUGGACUGGAUCGCCUCCUACGGGACAUGGAGUCGAAAGGGCUGGAACAGGAGCUGAUUUCCUAAAAACAAAAAAUGAAGCGCUUUAGUUGUACUUUCGUACUUUUCCAUAUCGUUUUUAGGUGGCGGACGGACCGCGUCGGGUUAGGCUGGACAACAGAUGAUUCCAAUGCUGUAAAAGAAUUGAGAAUAGAGUACUUCACUUUUCAUGUCGCUCCUACCGACUUCGCAGUAAACAAGGUAAUGCCAAUGGGAAAUGAAUGAGUCAUAGAGGAGGAUCUGAUCGUAGGUCUUUCUGUCUAGCAAGUUCGCGGGAAUUCGAAUUUAUGUUGAUAUACAUCGCACUCAGACCAGCUGAUCGGCGACCGACUGUCGUGUUUUCUG
Messenger RNA from Amoebophrya sp. A25, 3478 nucleotides. Lineage: Eukaryota; Dinophyceae; Syndiniales; Amoebophryaceae. The record is from the annotation of a GenBank genome assembly.